AAAACAGCCACUUACCUGUCCCUCGGUCCCGCGGUGUGUUCCCUGCAGCCCAUUUCACCAGCCGUCCUGUAUUUCAGGAGGCCGGCUUCUUCAGUGUGGGCACCCGGCUGUGAAGCUGCAAGCUGGGUACCCACUGCGCAUGCGCAAGUAGCACUGCACUUCAUGAAUGGUCCUGUGGUCUUCUGGGACCUGUCACAUGUCCCAAAAGACUACAGGGAGGGAGGACACCUUCCGCUUCCGAUCGUCUAGAUGAUCGGACCAGAAGUGGGAGCGGGUACCUGUCAAAUUCGGGUACCCGCCCUCCAAAGGUGCCAAUCCUUAAUGGAGAGUGGGGGAGCAGUCCUUAAAGCGGAACUUCCACUUUUGGGUGGAGCUCCACUUUAAG
This is a messenger RNA of Staurois parvus, 385 nucleotides long. Lineage: Eukaryota; Metazoa; Chordata; Amphibia; Anura; Ranidae. The record is from the annotation of a GenBank genome assembly.